AUGGGUGGCGAUCCAGCCUUGUCCGACGACACGGACCCCCGGCGCGCCGACUAUGGCAGCAUCGACAUUAUUAGCGACGAUGAGACCGUGAUUGCCAAGGGGUCGCUGGAUCCCGUGUAUGAGUCCAAGGCCAAGGUUCUCAACCGCGCAGUCCAGGACAUCGGUAUGGGCUGGUACCAGUGGCAGCUCUUCAUCGUCGUCGGCUUCGGCUGGGCCAGCGACAAUCUAUGGCCCGUCGUCACCUCGCUCAUCCUCAAGCCCGUCGCCGACGAGUUCCUGCCCUCGCGACCACCCCUCCUCGUCCUCGCCCAGAACAUCGGCCUCCUCGCCGGCGCCGCCUUCUGGGGCUUCGGCUGCGACAUCUUCGGCCGCAAGUGGGCGUUCAACCUGACCCUCGGCCUGACCGCCUUCUGGGGCCUCGUCGCCGCCAGCGCGCCCUCCUUCGCCGCCAUCGGCGUCUUCAACGCCCUCUGGUCCUUUGGCGUCGGCGGCAACCUGCCCGUCGACUCGGCCAUCUUCCUCGAGUUCCUGCCCGCCUCCCACCAGUACCUGCUGACCGUGCUCUCCCUCGACUGGGCCGUCGCCCAGGUCGUCGGCAACCUCAUCGCCUGGCCGCUGCUCGGCAACCUGACCUGCGCCCAGGACGCCCCCGUCUGCCUGCGCAAGGACAACAUGGGCUGGCGCUACUUCCUCGUGGCCGUCGGCGGCCUGACCAUGCUCAUGUUCCUCGCGCGCUUCGGCCUCUUCAAGCUCCACGAGUCGCCCAAGUACCUGAUCGGCAAGGGCCGCGACGAGGACGCCGUCCGCGUCGUCCACGAGGUCGCCCGCAUCAACGGCAAGACCAGCACCCUGACCGUCGAGGACCUCCGCGCCUGCGAGCCCGACGACUACGUCGCCCGCACCGACGCCGCCGCCGCCGUCCGCCGGCAUCUCGAGAAGCUCGACGGCAAGCACGUCCGCACGCUCUUCUCCACGCGCCGCCUCGCCGUCAGCACCUCGCUCAUCAUGCUGCUGUGGGCGCUCAUCGGCCUCGCCUUCCCGCUCUACAACGCCUUCCUGCCGUACAUCCAGGACUCACGCGGCGCCGACUUUGGCGACGGCAGCACCUACAUCACCUACCGCAACACCCUCAUCAUCUCCACGCUCGGCGUGCCCGGCGCCCUCAUCGGCGGCCUCCUCGUCGAGCUGCCCCGUCUCGGCCGCAAGGGCACCCUCUCCAUCUUCACCGCCCUCACCGGUGUCUUCCUCUAUUGCUCGACGACGGCGACCACCAGCGAGGCGCUCCUCGGCUGGAACUGCGCCUUCAACUUUUGCAGCAACGUCAUGUACGCCGUGCUCUACGGUUACACGCCCGAGGUCUUCCCCACGCCGCAGCGCGGCACUGGCAAUGCGCUGGCUGCCAUCUGCAACCGCGUGUUUGGAAUCAUGGCCCCCAUCAUCGUCAUGUUCGCGAACCUCAAGACCUCGGCGCCCGUAUAUACCAGUGGUGCACUAUUUCUUGCUGCGGGAGUCAUCGUCAUUCUGCUGCCGUUUGAGUCAAGGGGCAAGGCAGCACUCUAA
Cordyceps fumosorosea ARSEF 2679 is the source of this 1560-nucleotide messenger RNA. Its product is annotated as sugar transporter. Gene Ontology annotation, cellular component: membrane. The transcript has 3 exons. NCBI's taxonomy places the organism in Eukaryota, Fungi, Ascomycota, Sordariomycetes, Hypocreales, Cordycipitaceae. Gene Ontology annotation, molecular function: transmembrane transporter activity. Bases 1 to 1560 code for a protein of 519 amino acids. Gene Ontology annotation, biological process: transmembrane transport. The record is from RefSeq and is a predicted model, not a curated record.